GAAAGCUAAAGCCCUCUUUCCUUGCUUGCCGUCUCUAGUCAGUGCAAAGAGGAAACUGAGGUUGUGCAAUGGCGAGCUUUCUCCUCUCUUCCAUCCUAUCAAAAACCAGCCAAGUAUUGGGCUCCGUUCAUAGAUGGGCAGUCUUGCCGUCUUCAUCAUCAGAUCCACGCAGCAGUGUCUUGGAAGAUCUGAAGAAGUUGGAGAGAAGAUUGAAGAGGAUCCAGGCGGUGCUCCAUGACGCAGAGGAGAGGGAGAUACGAGACCAAGCUGUCCAGCUCUGGCUGGAGGAGCUUAAAGAAGAGGCUUAUAAAGCAGAAGACGUGCUGGACGAGUACCACUACGAGGAACGGCGAGCCCAAGUGGAAGCCCGAGCUUCCCGCAAGCGGAAGCGAGUGGAAGGGGAUGAUGAGGAGGAGGUAAGUGGUUCUCUUUCCAACAUAGUGGUUUCAAUUCCUGAUGGCAUGGGGGAUAGAAUUAGGGAGAUCAGGGAGAGGUUCGAUGAGAUCUCGGAGGAUCGGGAACGCCUCCGUUUAAGAGAGGAGAAUGGAGAGCGACGGGUCCUCAGAGAUCCGUACCCAGAACCAACCGGUCACAUGGUGGACGAGUCACGUAUGUUUGGAAGGGAACAUGACAAGAAGAGGGUAAUUGAUAUGCUGUUUUCUGAGGGUAUGGGAAAUGGUAUCUCUGUCAUUCCAAUUGUCGGCGAGGGAGGAUUGGGAAAAACCACCGUUGCUCAGCUGGUCUACAAGGAGGUAAAAGAAUAUUUUGAUAUGACUGGAUGGGUUUGUGUAUCCGAUGAUUUUCGUGCUGCAAGGCUAACAAAGGCCAUCAUUGAGUCUCUUACUUCGAGUUCUUGUGAUCAAACAGAACUAAGCACACUUCAAAAUAGUCUCAAGGAAAAGGUGCAGGGGAAGAGAGUGUUGCUCGUGCUCGACGAUGUCUGGAAUGAGCAACAAAGUCGUUGGGAGUCCUUAAUAAACCCCUUUGUUGGUGCAGAAACAAGCAGUCUUGGUCAUUAUUCAAGCAUUAUGCAUUUGGUGGUCGAGAUCCUGAAGAGCAAUCACGCUUGGAAGAUGCCGGUAAGCAGAUUGUCAAGAAAUGUUCCGGUUUACCAUUGGCUGUGA
Messenger RNA from Elaeis guineensis (African oil palm), 1124 nucleotides. The record is from RefSeq and is a predicted model, not a curated record. Lineage: Eukaryota; Viridiplantae; Streptophyta; Magnoliopsida; Arecales; Arecaceae.